GGCAAGAUGGCUGGCUGGGCUGGAUUUACCGAUGAAGACCUUAGAAAAAUGCGUCAAAAUUCGCCAGACAGAGGGAAAAGUAUGACUGGAAAUAAGAGAAUGUCAUUACAGAAUAAAAAACCCAAAUUACCACACAGAGAAAAAAUAAUAAGAGAGAUCCCAGAGCAGAAUAAUCUUCAUCCAAAUCAGAGACUGUCCAGAGCAAGAACUCCAGAAAUAGAUAGGUCUAAAACCCAAGAAACAGAACUGAAAACAGAAAAGAAGUCUGAUCAAAAGUCACUAGGUUCAAAUGAUACAAAUCAACCAGCAGAUAUCAAGAUAUCAGAAACUAAGAAUCCUGAAAGUCGAGAGCUGGAUGAUGAAGAAGCUAAAAAGUAGACUUGAGUUUAUAUGUAGGGUGGGGUAGAUUGGAAUGUUUCUAAUGCUGAAGUAAUUUUCUGUAGUUCAGGAGUAUUGAAUGUUGUUUACAUAAGCAAUUUAAUCCUUGACUACUCUAUUUAAUCAUGCAGUCGUUUUUAUUUUUAUCAAAGUUCUAGACUACGGGACAUUUUGACUUGACUGAUUGAAAUUGACAAAUGAAUAUCUUGUAAAUAUCUUCCUAAUUGAUAAUUUAUGAUAAACUUGAUACUUACUUUUUUCUUUUUUCAGUGUUGAGUUAACUAAUAUGGAGAAGUUUCAGAAACAACAGAAAAUGAUAGAGGAAGCCAAUAAACAGAAAAAAGCUCUACUUGCUAAAACAUUAAAUGAAAGGAGAUUAAGAGCCAAAGCAGAAUCUGCCAAGUUAACCAAGAUUCAGAAAGAAUUGAAUCAUCUAGAUAGUUUAUUGACAGCAGACGUUAGUGUUAUUAGAGAUAAAAUAGAGUUGGCCAGUAUAGAGUUUCUAGAUGCUCAGAAGAGAUAUGAAAAAGCGGAAAAAGAAGUGAUUUCAUCUAAAAUGAAUUUAUUUGAAAAAGGUGAAACGAAAGAACGUUUAACUGAACAUUUAUAUACAAUCAUUCAUCAGAAUGAGGUCAGAAAGGCUAAGAAGUUAGCAGAAUUGAUGGAAAUUUUAGAAAUGGAAACAUCAGCUGAAGAAAUGGAACUACAGGCUCCCUCUAUUCCAACUUUAACAAACUUUAACUCUGUACAUACUAU
Molecule: messenger RNA, 1134 nt
Organism: Lottia gigantea (owl limpet)
Lineage: Eukaryota; Metazoa; Mollusca; Gastropoda; Lottiidae
Exons: 4
Biological process (GO): non-motile cilium assembly
Source: RefSeq, a predicted model, not a curated record